Entrophospora sp. SA101 is the source of this 813-nucleotide messenger RNA. NCBI's taxonomy places the organism in Eukaryota, Fungi, Glomeromycota, Glomeromycetes, Entrophosporales, Entrophosporaceae. The record is from the annotation of a GenBank genome assembly.
AUGAGCGUCAACGAAACAUUGAGGUUUUGUGAUUGGCGCAUAGAAAUCUAUAAUUGCGUUAUGAGUGAUAUGUUUAGAAUGGAAGCGAUGACUUCAUUGAUAACUUAUGGAAUAUUAGCAAUUACUGGAUCAUUUAUAUUUGGUUACCGUUAUAAACAUAUGUGGAAAGGUUUAUUUAUCAACCAUUGCGGCGGGAUAAGACCCCUUCCAGUUGACAGUUUAUUGUUUUUUUGGACAAUUGCCUGCUAUCUUCGUGCAUUACACUCGUUGCUUAUGAUAUUGGAUGUUUACACAACUUAUUUACAAAAAGAAACUGUUCAAGAAAUCGGCUGGACUGUGUUAUGUUAUGGUGCUGUAACUUAUAUCAUAGGAAUAAUUUACACGAUUCCAGCUAAUUAUUCUCGCGGACUAACUUCAUCAAAGAGUAGAAAAUCUAGAACCAAUAAUAGUAAUGACGAUGGUUACAAAAUACGUACUAUUUAUAUUCCAUCACCAACCGUCUUAAAUAUUGCCAAAGAAAGAGAAAAGGUCCGGCGUGUAGUCGGAGGAAGUGGUUAUGUAAAAGAUGCAAUUUCUGGUACCACUUUGGUUAAUAUUGGUGAUUCUUUACAUUUCCAAAAAGGCUCUUUAUUGAGUGGUAGAAAACAUGAUAAUCCUGAGAAUACUGUCUCAUCACCAUCAACAACAAAUUUACAAGGAGGGCACCAUUAUAUUCAACUUGAAGAAAAUGUACGAUUCAACAAAGAUCUUGAUAAUAAUCUUGAAGCUGGUUUAAAUGUUGGAGAAGUUGGUGAUGAUGAUAAGGCAGAAUGA